CUCCCGUGCCCCAACGCACCGAGUAGAGGCUUCAGGACAUCUGUCUGCGUCUGGGAGUGGCACACCUUCUGAGAGGCGGGGCAAUGAGAAGAAGGGGGUGUGGCUGAUGUCAUCUAAGAAAGAAACAAGUGUCAAAAGGCAAUGCACUUUGCACAAACUUCCUCUACACGUGUGGAUGUCAGGAUUUUGUGAAGGGCUGGAACAGAACAUCCUGAGAACAGCAGCUCACAAAAGAGCCCGUGAGAGGAAUGAGAACUCCAGAGUGACGAGGCGUUUCAUUAAUGAGAGAUGCAGGAGGAGAGAAUGCUGAGAGAAUGACUGAGUGAUGCUGCUGCUGCUGCUGCUGCUGCUAAACACUGUGAGCUGCAGGAGGCGCUGUGACACAUCCAUCACACAAACCUGAAAUACUGAAACCCCAGCUGCAUGGCGAAUGACGUCACAAAGCACGGCGCAACAGGAAACGCACGCAUCCUCCUCCAGAGACACACACCCGAGCGCGCGGCCAAUGAGAGCGCGCCUCACGACUGCGUUGAAGGAGGAAACGCAUUUUAUAAGGUCAGUCUCUCAUUCCCACGCACGUUUACAGCAGGAGAAACGAGUUCAGCGAAAUACUACAGACAUAGAAGAGCCCAUCGACUGCUGCUUCUUCAAUCUUCACUCACUGAAACUCACAAACCCAUCGCGAUGUUUCCUGAUUCAACCACAGGGUACAGUUAUGAGGAGUGUAAGGCCACAGCUGAUUGGCUGCUGGCUCAGGCUCCAGUGCGCCCUCUGGUGGGGAUCGUGUGCGGCUCUGGUCUCGGUGGACUGGCAGAAAUGCUGAAAGAUCAGCUGGUGAUCAAGUACAGUGACAUCCCCAACUUCCCUCAGAGCACCGUUCACGGUCAUGCUGGAAAGCUGGUGUUCGGCACGCUUAAAGGAAAGCCGUGUGUUUGCAUGCAGGGCAGGUUUCAUCUGUAUGAGGGAUACCCCAUUCAGAAGACCACCAUGCCGAUCCGUGUGUUUAAACUGAUGGGAGUGGAGACGGUCAUCCUGACCAACGCCGCCGGCGGACUCAACCAGGACUUUAAAGUGGGCGACAUCAUGGUCAUAAAGGACCACAUCAAUAUUCCUGGAUUCGCUGGAAACAACCCGCUAGUGGGAGCAAAUGACGACAGGUUUGGCGUGCGUUUCCCGUGCAUGUCGGACGCGUAUGACCGCGAUCUGCAGCAGCUGUUUCAUUCGGUGGCGGCGGAGCUGGAUUACUCAGCGUUCAUGCAUGAAGGCGUGUAUAGCGUGUUGGGCGGCCCGUCCUUCGAGACCAUCGCCGAAUGCAGAAUGCUGCGCGUCCUCGGAGCCGACGCCGUAGGCAUGAGCACGGUUCACGAGGUGAUCGUGGCGCGUCACUGCGGGAUGAGGGUCGUGGCUCUGUCUCUGAUCACCAACCAGGCGGUGAUGGACUACGACAGCGAGAAGAAAGCCAAUCACGAGGAGGUCCUGCAGACGGGCGAGCUGAGAGCGAAGCAGAUGGAGAAACUCGUCUCCACCGUGGUGUCCCGCAUGGAGCUCCUAAACAACAAAACACUAAAAGCCUGUCAGUGAUCGUGCGAACACAUCUGCGCGCAGACCGCUAGUCGCUUGCUACAGAUAUUAGUCGUAGAUUUUCCUUUACAAUGUUUACAUUUCACACUGUACAAAAUUUUCACCAGUUUCAACUUAAAAACUUAAGUAGUGAGUUGAAAUAACCUGUAAUUUUAAGUUGAUUUAACUUAAUAUUUUAAGGCAGCUGCUGAACUUAAGUUUUUAAGUUGAAACUGGUAAAAACUUUUUACAGUGCAGGGACAAAGUGUUUUAGGGAACAUUUUGCAAUCAAACAAACCAGAAUGAUAAAUGGAGAGAUUUCAAACAAUCUUUUACUACUGCUCCUGUCAUUGCCAAAGUUAUUUUAUAGUAUCUCUGUUUUAAUAUCUAUUUAUUGUGUCGAAACGUCUUAAACGUGAUUUAUUUAAAACUUAAGUCAAACAAGUGGGAAAUAAUACAUAAAACAUGUCCAGUAAUGGAGAAAGUUGGGUUAUUUAUUUUUUAAAUAUAUAAAAAUAAUUAGAAACUGUUACUGAAUUCACUUUGAGGUACUGAAGUGAAAGAUUACUGUAUUUAUGUGACCUAUUUAUGUACACUUGAACUGUCAAAUCUUUGAAGUUGUUUUAAAUUGCACUAAAUGAUGGAGUACUUUGGUGUUUUAUGUGUCAGACUUUCACCAGCACUUUUCCCAAAACCUUUUAUUUUAUAAACCCGAACUUUGAAAUUGCACUGCAAGCUUUGAGUUUUAUAGUUGUUUCUAUAAUCUGCUUCAAUGCAAUAAAAAAUGAUAUUGUUGUACCAACA
This is a messenger RNA of Labeo rohita (rohu), 2364 nucleotides long. RefSeq names its product purine nucleoside phosphorylase 5b (gene pnp5b). The record is from RefSeq and is a predicted model, not a curated record. Gene Ontology annotation, biological process: nucleoside metabolic process. Gene Ontology annotation, molecular function: purine-nucleoside phosphorylase activity. The transcript is spliced from 8 exons. Gene Ontology annotation, cellular component: cytoplasm. Lineage: Eukaryota; Metazoa; Chordata; Actinopteri; Cypriniformes; Cyprinidae. The coding region runs from base 424 to 1581 and encodes 385 amino acids.